Molecule: messenger RNA, 894 nt
Organism: Diaporthe citri
Lineage: Eukaryota; Fungi; Ascomycota; Sordariomycetes; Diaporthales; Diaporthaceae
Exons: 3
Coding region: 1-894 (297 amino acids)
Source: RefSeq, a predicted model, not a curated record
AUGGCGACGACGCCCUUCUCAGUGACAGCCCACCCCUACCCAUCCAAAGUCAAGCAUGCGUGUGCUUACGAGCUGGGCUCGUCCCCGGCUCGCAACGCCAUCAUCUUUGUUGGAGGUCUCGGGGAUGGCCCUCAUACGGUCCCCUACAUCCGGGCAGUCGCUGCCAAGAUUGCAGCCGACACGGACCUGAGCUACUCUGUCUUUGAGAUCCGGAUACGCUCUUCCUUCUGCGGCUUCGGUUGGAACAAUCUCGCCAAGGAUGUUCAAGACAUCUCAUCUCUGGUCAAGUAUCUACGGGGCAUAGGGAAGGAGAAGGUGGUGCUCAUGGGCCACUCGACGGGCUCCCAGGACUGCAUCGAGUACACGGACUAUGAGAAGCACCAGAACGAGCCCAUAGAUGGCUUCAUUCUCCAGGGUUCGGUGUCUGAUCGGGAGGCCUUUGCUGAGGAUCUUGGCAAAGACGAGGCGGACAGGAUGGUUCGCCUCGCCACAGAUAUGAUCAACGACGGCAGGAAAGACGAUGCCGUGCCCAAGUCACAACUUCCUCGGCCAUUCUUCCCUUGGCCUGUGACUGCGUAUCGAAUUCAUUCUUUAGCAGGCGUCGGCGGCGACGAUGAUUAUUUCUCAUCAGACAUUCCUGACGAGAAGCUUGCUGCAAUUUGGGGCCGGGUGAAGCAACCCAUCAUGGUUGUCCCAUCUGCAGAGGACCAGUAUGUCCCCAAGACCGUCGAUUUCACGAAGCUGCUGGCCAAGUGGAAAUCCUUCUGUCCUAGCAUGAGCGAUCUUUCGGGCUUGAUACCUGGGGCAAACCAUACGGUUGAUGCUCAAGAAUCGCAGGACUGGCUUGGGGACAGAGUGGCAAGCUUUUUGAAGAGCCUGGAGAAGUCGAAUUAG